AUGGUUUCAACUACAACUCCGACGACGUACGUCGAUAAGGAUGCCUUGCGGACUCGCUUUGCUGCAGCCAUGUCCAGUAUGUACCGCAGCGAGGUGCCGCUUUACAGUGACCUAAUCGACAUUGUGCACGACGCCAAUGAGAGGAUGCUGAGCAGCGUCAACGCAAAAGCCCAACCCAGUGACGCUACAGGCAUCAAGGCCAACAUUGAGCGCCUGACUCAAGAACGACAUGGUGCAAUCCGCCUCGGUACCCCUUACGAGCUCCGAACAAUCAAGAGGAUAUUUGAAGUCUUGGGUAUGCACCCAAUCGGAUACUACGAUCUCUCAAUCGCGGGACUACCAAUGCAUGCAACCUGUUUUCGCCCUCUGACGGUGUCAAGCCUCAACUCCAAUCCUUUUCGUGUGUUCACUACUUUACUACGGCCUGAGUUACUAGCUUCUGAAGAAGCCCGUCGGCUCUCAUUGAAGUUGCUAGAGAAGCGCAACAUUUUCAGCGAUCUUUUGUUGAAUAUCCUCGAUGUAGCGGAAAUGCAGGGCGGGAGGCUGAAAGAAGAGCAAACUGAGGCUUUUAUCCAAGAGGCUUUAUCCACCUUCAGCUGGCAGUCUGUCGCGGCGGCUACCAUUGAUCAAUAUCAGGUCCUGAAGGCCGAGCAUCCUAUUUUAGCCGAUAUCGCAUGCUUUCAAAGCGCACAUAUCAACCACCUUACUCCCCGAACUUUGGACAUUUCGGCAGUUCAUUUGGCUAUGAAAAAAGCUGGCAUGGCUGCUAAGGAUGCUAUUGAAGGUCCACCAGCUCGCGAAUGCCCGAUCCUGUUGCGCCAAACCAGUUUCCUUGCUCUAGAAGAGGCAGUUCGAUUUAGGCAAAAUGAGAGCCAGAGCAUUGCCCUUGGGUCGCAGAAAGCCAUGAUUGAGGCCCGUCAUAAGGCGCGUUUUGGGGAAAUUGAGGAACGUGGUGCAGCAGUCACUCCAAAAGGCCGAGAACUUUAUGACAGGUUACUCCGGGAGUCCAAAAGGCUUUCCGCAGGCGCCACAGCCAUCCAAGCCGCCGUCAUUGCUACCAAAGUGUUCAAGGAGUUUCCCGAUACCUGGCGGGAGCUUAGACUACAGGGUCUCAUAUACUGCGAGUUCUACGUGAAGCAAGCCGCCACCAUGUCGUCACUGGAUUUGGAUCUGAAGGAUGGUCCUAUUCUUGAACAGCUAAUUUCUAUGAACGCUGUGGAAGCUUUACCUAUCACAUACGAGGACUUCCUACCAUUCUCUGCUGCAGGAAUCUUUCAGUCAAAUUUGCAGACGGGCAAUUCCUCUAAAUCCGCGUCACAAUAUUCACUAGGCGUGAGUCAGUCGGUGGCAGACCCAAAGGGCCUGGAGAAGGCCAUGGAUGCGAAGAUUUCGGACCUUGAUGCAUGGUACUCUGCUGUGCAAACGAAGAGUCUUGAAGAUGUUGGAAAAAGCCUUGGAUUUACUCUGGGCGAGCUUAUGCCAAACAAUGUAUAG
Penicillium mononematosum is the source of this 1494-nucleotide messenger RNA. RefSeq lists its product as uncharacterized. Lineage: Eukaryota; Fungi; Ascomycota; Eurotiomycetes; Eurotiales; Aspergillaceae. Gene Ontology annotation, molecular function: oxidoreductase activity. The transcript has a single exon. The record is from RefSeq and is a predicted model, not a curated record. Bases 1 to 1494 code for a protein of 497 amino acids.